AUGUCAAAUCAAAGAAAAGAACCACUUUCUGAAGAUAAGUUAAAUAAUUAUGGUAUGUCAUCAUUCUCAAAUGUAAGUUCUUCUUAUAUAAUUAAAAAAAUUCCUCAAAACCCAUUUUCUGAUCCUGAAACAACUACUUUAUAUCAUUCAUAUGAUAAUUAUCAUCCUUUUAAUCAUCAAAAUUCAUUCUUUCAACCAUGUUCUGUUAAUUAUAAUCAAUCUGACUAUCAACCAACUUAUGACUCUUUUGAUUACGCACAAACUAAAGAACUUCAAGUAUCGUCUAUUCCUGAAAUACAACAAAGUCAUGUAGUAAAUUCAAACCUUCCUAUUUCAGUUAGUCCAGUUCAAACGAAUAAACAUUUAGGAACAAUAAGAAAACAGACUUUAACUAAUAAAGAUGAUGAUGCUAUUAUAAUAUCCAAAAGUCUUAAACCAACUGCUCUGAUAGAACCACCGAAGUUACCUAAAAGAAAAAAUGAGUUACCUAAAAGAAAAAAACAAUAUAAAACUAAAGACACUUCAAAACUUUAUAAAGUCGUACCAUUGACAUUACAAACUAAACCUACAACCACCUCUGAACAACCAGUAAUUUUAACAAAAGAAAAUCAAAUUUCUAAGUCUGAAUCAUUUCCACUAAUUCAAGAAGAAAAUAUUUCUUUAAAUCCUGAAGGUCCUUUAACUACAUUAUCUACUUCAAAAAGUUCUACAAAACCAGAAACUUCUUCUAUUAAUCAUAGUCAUAUUUUUAACUUCACUCAUAUUACUUCAUCUCAAUCAAUACCUUCACAACUUCCUAUUUAUUCUUCAUAUCCUUUAAAUAGUACUACUUCAUAUAACCUUCAUCCAUUAAGUCAACAAAUACAUUCAUCUGGUGUUAUUGAACCUGCAAAAAUAGUUGUUUCUCCAGAAUCAUCUAUUGACCCUCAAAUAGAUAAAUCUAAUAAUGUUCAAUAUCGAUCCCCUAACUCUCUUAUUCUUCCAUCCCUACAUGACUCGACUGCUCCUAUAGUCACACACUCUCCUAUGCUAAUGAAAAGUAAUUCUAAUAUUCAACUUCCUCCAACUAAAGUGUCUUUAAAAACAAAUUCUUCUGAAAAUGAAGAAUUUCCUCAUCCUUCUUCAUUACCAUUAACAUCACAAGAAGACCUAAACCAAACACUAAAUUUAAAUAAUAGUUCAUUGGCAGAGCCAAAAUUAUUACGUAGUAGUAAUGUCACAAGGAAUGUUUCAUCAAAGAAAAUUCAUAUUUUUAAUCUUAAAGAAAAAGAGGGUAAUCAACAAGAUUUAUCUGACUCUAUUAUAACGCCACUAGCACAAAUAACCCAAGAAAAGAUAAUGAUGAAUAUAAAAGAAAUAAACAAAAUAGACAAAAGUAUUGAAGUAGAGGAAAAUCAAUUAAGCGAAAAAAUAAGAUUAAACAAAAAAUUUCAAAAAAGAAGCGAUGGGCCCUAUCAAGAAACUGAAAGUGAGCCAAUGGAAAAGAGAAAACACACAAUAAGUCUUAAUGAAAAAAUUAGUAUGAAAGUUAAAGAAAUACCUUCAAUUACGUCCAAUGAAGAAAGUAUCGAAAGUAGUAAAGAAAAAGAAGAAAUAAUUGAACAAGCUGAUCUAGACAAAUUACAAGGAAUAGACACAAGAGUAUUUACUUCUGAAUUUAAGUUAUUCAGAAAAAAAGAAGCAAAAAUUUUUUCUCUUAUAAAGUCAUCAAUGGAAAAAGAAAAUAAUAAACUAUUUGGUAAACCUUGGAAAGAAAAACUCAAAACAGGGACAUCUGAUCAAACCCAUCUUUUUAUUAAUUCAUUAACAUUAAAAUAUAUUAAUACACAACCCCUUAACAAUGAAGACUCAACAAUAGAAGAAGAAAAAGAAGUACAUUCUAUUGAAGUGUUAACAAAUACAAAACCAGAAACAAAAAAAGAGAGUGAUUUAAAUAAUACUUCCAAUCCAUUAACAAGUAAUGACUUAGAAAUUGAUAAUUAUAAUAAAGAAGAAAUAAAAGAAAUUGAUAAAGAAAAAGAACAAAAAAGUGAAGAAAAAGAAAUUAUUAACAAAGAGACUGUAGAACUUGAAGAUCUAAAACUUUUAAAUAAGAAAAAAAAGAAAAGUACUGUAAACAAAAAAGAACAAGAAUUUGAUUUUCAAAAAGCAGAAGAUAACUCUUUUGAUUUACCAUCUUCUACUGGUGGAAUAGAAAAGGUAGAAACUAAAGAGGUGAAAGAUCAACCUCCUCUUGAAAGUUCUACUAUAAAUGAAUCUUCUCAUGAUUUAGUAACUUCAAAAAAACAAAGUAAACGAUCUGAGGCACACGGACCAACAGACGAACAAUUAAAAAGUGGUGAAGGUGUAUUGAAAGGAAAUUAUUAUCUCAGGUCACGAGAUUCAAGAACGUCUGUUGAUAUCUUUCAACCUGAUUUUCCCGCAAGUAGAACAAGGUCAACAAAGAAGAAAACAAAAAAAUUAGUAGAGAAAAAAACAGGACAUGAAGAAGCAGAGGAAGAAAGUACUAAUGUUCAUUCAACAGAAGAAGAACAAACAAAAAAAAGACAAAGAUAUUCAACACGUAAAAAAACUAAAAGAAGAAUUAUUAAUAAAACAUUAAAAAGUAAGUUUCAAGAAAUAGACCAAUCAAAUUCUCAAAAAUCUGAAGAAGAAAAACCAAAAAGGAAAUUAUCAAAGAAAUAA
This is a messenger RNA of Entamoeba nuttalli P19, 2685 nucleotides long. RefSeq lists its product as hypothetical. Lineage: Eukaryota; Evosea; Mastigamoebida; Endamoebidae. The transcript has a single exon. The coding region runs from base 1 to 2685 and encodes 894 amino acids. The record is from RefSeq and is a predicted model, not a curated record.